This is a messenger RNA of Prunus armeniaca (apricot), 432 nucleotides long. The record is from the annotation of a GenBank genome assembly. NCBI's taxonomy places the organism in Eukaryota, Viridiplantae, Streptophyta, Magnoliopsida, Rosales, Rosaceae.
AUGAACCAUAACCAAAACCAAAACCAGAACCAGCAAUCGAGCGAAGGCAGCAGGCACGAUGACGACGCGGCCCUCACCGAAUUUCUUGCUUCCUUAAUGGACUAUACCCCCACUAUACCCGACGAGCUUGUGGAGCACUACUUGGCCAAAAGCGGCUUUCAAUGCCCCGACGUUCGAUUAAUUAGGCUGGUAGCUGUUGCCACGCAAAAGUUUGUUUCUGAGGUUGCAACUGACGCUCUUCAGCAAUGCAAAGCAAGACAAGCUUCUGUAGUCAAAGACAAAAGGGACAAACAACAAAAGGAUAAGCGCCUAAUAUUGACGAUGGAAGACCUUUCAAGGGCGUUGCGUGAGUAUGGUGUUAAUGUGAAGCACCAAGAAUAUUUCGCUGACAGCCCUUCAACCGGGUUGGAUCCUGCAUCAAGAGAAGAAUGA